Molecule: messenger RNA, 2973 nt
Organism: Megalops cyprinoides (Indo-Pacific tarpon)
Lineage: Eukaryota; Metazoa; Chordata; Actinopteri; Elopiformes; Megalopidae
Product: mothers against decapentaplegic homolog 3-like
Exons: 9
Coding region: 183-1460 (425 amino acids)
Biological process (GO): BMP signaling pathway; SMAD protein signal transduction; transforming growth factor beta receptor signaling pathway
Cellular component (GO): heteromeric SMAD protein complex
Molecular function (GO): RNA polymerase II cis-regulatory region sequence-specific DNA binding; DNA-binding transcription factor activity, RNA polymerase II-specific; I-SMAD binding
Source: RefSeq, a predicted model, not a curated record
AGCUGUCUGUGUGCGGAGAAAAUUGGAGCAAUCAAAGUUUCGCAGUGUCCGAGCGUGUGUGUGUCUGAUUUAUGUUUUUAUCCGCUUUUUAUUUUUAUUUUCGGAUUAUUGUUAAACCAAGGAGAGGGCUGUCCGCUUGUUAGGUAAAAACAUAUACAGAAUCGGGACUUUUGAGCCUCAAGAUGUCAAUUUUGCCAUUUACACCCCCGAUUGUGAAAAGACUUCUGGGCUGGAAGAAGGGCGAGCAGAACGGACAGGAGGAGAAAUGGUGCGAGAAGGCUGUAAAAAGCCUGGUGAAGAAGUUGAAAAAGACCGGGCAACUAGAUGAGCUGGAAAAAGCCAUUACCACCCAGAAUAUCAACACGAAAUGCAUCACAAUACCGAGGUCUCUGGACGGACGGCUGCAGGUGUCCCACAGGAAGGGGCUGCCUCAUGUGAUUUACUGCCGGCUGUGGCGCUGGCCGGACCUGCAGAGUCACCACGAGCUGCGGGCCGCAGAGCUCUGCGAGUUCGCCUUCCACAUGAAGAAGGACGAGGUGUGCGUCAACCCCUACCACUACCAGCGCGUGGAGACACCGGUGCUGCCCCCGGUCCUCGUGCCGCGUCACACAGAGAUCCCCAGCGAGUUCCCGCCGCUGGACGACUACAGUACUUCCAUCCCUGAGAACACCAACUUCCCCGCUGGCGUUGAGCCCCAGAGCAACUACAUCCCCGAGACGCCCCCGCCUGGGUACCUCAGCGAGGAUGGGGAGACCAGCGACCACCAGAUGAACCACAGCAUGGAUGCAGGUUCUCCAAACUUGUCACCGAACCCUGUUUCUCCUGCUCACAGCAACAUGGACUUGCAGCCAGUGACAUACUGCGAGCCUGCCUUCUGGUGCUCCAUAUCCUACUACGAGCUGAACCAGCGCGUGGGCGAGACCUUCCACGCCUCCCAGCCCUCCCUGACCGUGGACGGCUUCACAGACCCCUCCAACUCGGAGCGUUUCUGCCUGGGCCUGCUGUCCAACGUCAACCGCAAUGCCGCGGUGGAGCUGACCCGCCGCCACAUCGGUAGAGGUGUGCGUCUCUAUUACAUUGGUGGAGAGGUAUUCGCGGAGUGUCUCAGCGACAGCGCCAUCUUUGUCCAAAGCCCAAACUGCAACCAGCGGUACGGCUGGCAUCCAGCGACUGUGUGCAAGAUUCCGCCAGGCUGUAACCUGAAGAUCUUCAACAACCAGGAGUUUGCGGCGCUGUUGGCCCAGUCAGUGAACCAGGGCUUCGAGGCCGUGUACCAGCUGACCCGCAUGUGCACCAUCCGCAUGAGCUUCGUCAAGGGCUGGGGGGCGGAGUACAGGCGACAGACCGUCACCAGCACCCCCUGCUGGAUCGAGCUGCACCUCAACGGCCCCCUGCAGUGGCUGGACAAGGUGCUCACGCAAAUGGGCUCCCCCAGCAUCCGCUGCUCCAGCGUGUCGUAGGAAAACCCUUCCCCGUCACCUCCCAGAGAACGCACAGACCAAAACCAGGAAAAAAAAAAGAAAAGCAGAAAAAACAAACAGGCGAAAAGGGCCCUCGUCUCCUCCCGGAAGGCAGCGGGAGACAGGUGGGGCCUGAUUGGAUAAGGCUGGCUGUCGACAGGUUCCAGCAGCGUGGCUUUGCACCCUGUUCUUAGCACUUUUAUUUGACAUGUUUGCGUGAGAGGGGACGAGUGCAUUACAAACAGAGUGGUUUGUAGUCUUCACACGGUCCAUUUCAUUUCUCUUUUUUUUUUUUUUAAUGUAGUAUUUUGGCAUUCGGUUGCCAAACAGCUGUAGCAUGUGAGCAAUAGUUUUAUUGAAACAAAAAAAAAAGAAAGGUGUUCUCUCUGUGACUUUACAGCUAUAAUCAUGAAUUUAUUGUACAUAGAAAGAGUUGCAGUCCUGAUUAGGGGAUUUUAAGAAACAUGAAAUGUAUUGGGAGGGUUUUUUGUAUUUCUGAGCAACAAUGGUUGCAUUUUACAAAUUUCAAAUAUUACUUUGUUUUGUUUUUUUUGUUGAUGUUGUUGCUUUUUUAUUGGUAUUGUAAUUUUUUGAUAGAGCAGAUGAAUUAAGCAGCCCCUGAGGUGCAUCUUAACCCUUCAGAACUUGUGGAGGUGUUGAAACCCGGGAAACGCGGUCAGACGCUUUUACGCAUCAGUACCAUGUCUUUCUCAGGCUCCUCCUUGUUCUGAUUUUUGUUGGAUUUGUUUCUGUGACGAUAAAUGUGUCCCUAGAAACAGGCGUGCAGUGACCCAGCCAGUGACGUUGACACGCAGGAAGCCUGCGCUGUCCGUUUUUGUGACCUGAACUGGGAUCAGCUGACUCGGCUGUGAACCAUCUUCUCUCUGCUGCAAGGGCCCUUUUUAGGUGUUCUGAGAUUCUGAAAUGAUUGGAUUAUGAAUUAGUUUUCAGCUCUUCUCAGUCAGAGCAGUGUGUUUGAGUCCCUUUAGAAAGAGGCAUGGUGAUGAUAACGAUGAAGUAGUUUCAAAUAGAGUUUAGUGCCAUUGUAUUCUGGAAGUACUUCUCAGUACACGUUUAACUUGUGAAUAGAUCUUUGCUCUCUAAGGGAGAGUCAGUGUACCAGUUAAGGUUAUUUUGUCAUUAUUUUUUGCAUAAUGAUAAUUUCCUGUUUGGGAAACGCAAGAACAUGUUAUACAAAACGGUAUGUAGUGAUGUGCAAAGCUGUCUGUGUCCGAAACACUACAGUAAAGUGAACAGUCUCUUCUGGUUCAUGGUUAGAGUGAUAGUUGCACCAGGCUGAGUGUUCAUACACUCAGACACACACACACUGCACAAGAGUACACACACACACCCACACACAUACACACAUCAUUGGCAUGACUGGAGGUAACCACUUGUCUUCAGAAGAUGUGGUUCUGACUUCUGGGUUCCAGCUGUCUCAAACAUAGAAGACUGUAGAAUGCACCAGUGCACUCAGGCAGCGUGCGCGUGCGUGUGUGUGUGUGUGUGUGUG